AGUAAUUUUGCAAUGGAUUGUGCAACCGUGAUCGAUGAAGCUGUGAAACGAUUUUUCGCGGAGGGAAACAACGAGGUGCACUCGUGGCUCCUGACGGUUCAGGCCUCUCCACAGGCCUGGACGUUUGUCUGGGAGCUCCUUGAUCCUUCAAAGUCAAGGGAAACCCAGUUUUAUGCAGCAACCACACUGCAUGCCAAAAUCUCCAAACAAUGGGACGAAGUGCCUAAGAGCGAAUACCCUGCUCUGCAAGAGCGUCUGAUAAAUUUUAUGAAGCAACCAAACAUGCCUAAAAAUGUUCUCUCUAAAUUAUGUCAAGCGUUAGCCGGAUUUGUAGCAAAUACUAGUGCUGUUGCAGAGAAUGAGGAUAAGAAUAAAAAUGUUGUGGAUGAAUUGAUGAGGAUGUUAUCUUAUGAUUCACUUCCUAUGUUGGAAUUGUUGCUACUUACACUUUGUGAGUUACCAAUAGAGUUUGAAAGAAGACAUGCAGUGAAACGAGUCAAAUUGCAUGAAUGUUUAGUGAAUGGUUGGUGCAAGACAUCCUGGCUUUUGCAACAGGUUUUCUCCAUGUGUAGCCCAAAUUCUCAAGACACAGAUAAUGAUUUACACUUAUUAGCUAUGGAGUGUGCAUUAUCUUGGCUUAAAGUUGGUCAACUUCCUUUAGAAGCAACAGAACAGAUAUAUCUUCAUCUGCUGGCAGCUGCUGCAUAUUAUGCACCAAGCAGGGAAGUACACAGCGAGGAAAAUGUCAGAGGUUGGGAAGUUGUUCAAGAAUGCUUGAACAUAAUAGUGACCCAUUGUGAGCUCAGAAAGAGACCACAAACAUUGUGGGAGUGGGCACGGAGUUUGGUAACCAUGGCAAGACAGUACAAUGGAAAAUAUUUUUGUGAAAUACUGACUGCUAUUGGAGAGGCUCACAGUAGAAUGUUUCUAUAUGCUUUAGUAGAUGAAGGGAACGAAACACAGAAAUGGACUGUCGAAGGCUUAAUCGAGUUACUUUUGCAAUGUGUCGAGCAAAAAGGGCGAUAUCCUACGGAUGAAACACGCAGUUGUAUCCCAUUUGGAUUCUGGUAUGACUUACAGGACGAUCUUACCACUUUGGAUCAGCCUUAUGAAAAUCGUGCUUUGUUGGCCUUGAAGCCCGUUUACGCGAGACUGGCUCAAGCAUUGUUGAGGAAAUCGACGCUUCCCGCGUCCCCCACCGAGGCAGGGAACACAGACGAACGAGAACUCUUCAGAUGUUAUAGACAGGAUGUGGCAGAUACCUUAGACUAUUGUUAUAAAGUAUUAGAACAAGAUUUGCUAGUGCUUCUCGGACAGAAAUUGAGUCACACGUUGGACAGUUCAGAAAAAUGGACGGAGAUUGAAUCAACGUUGCACGCUUUUGGAGCUCUAGCUGACAGCGUCGGUAUAGAGGAGUCUCACUACAUUCCUGCCCUCAUGGAUUUGGUCCUUAGUCAUAUCCCUUACGAUCUCUAUCCUGAAGAGGUAUUGGCAUGUGCUUGUUCAACAAUGGGAGCAUACGCAGAAUGGAUAGGACAGCAUCCGGAUCCCUGGCUGGAGAGAGUGCUGCGGAUCGUGACUUUAGGCUUGACCAGAGGCGCAAUAACAGCACCCUUUGCAACCAUGGCUCUGAAGGACUUGGCUAGAGAGUGUGAGCAGCAACUCUCUCCGUUCGCCCCAUCUAUUCUCAACACCAUUGAACGGACUCUUCCAAAUGUCACUCCAGGAUGUGCAGAAGGACUUCGAUUGAUGUAUGCAGCUGGCAAACUAUUGAAUACUUUGCCUUCUGUGAAGGAACAACUAGCUCAUCUGGACGCUACAUUAGGCCUGUGCAUAAUAAAGAUUCGGCAGCUGUUGGAGCAGCCUUGGUUUAAAGCACGUGGUGCAGUGAUGAAUCAACUGAAAAUGGCCACCAUGUUCUUCUCUACAUUAGAAGGUUCCAUUGGAAAGGCUGUGCUAGAUGGUCUGUUACCAAUAUUUAGUCAAAUCGUGGCCCAUCCGGAGUGGGGUCAGGAUAAUUUCACGUUGGAAGAGAUGUACACCUGUGCCCAGAAGUCUCUGACGUCGUUGCUACACCCUGAAGAGGACGCCAGACCCCUACUUUCCAUUCUGGCAAACUCCUAUAAGAAUUGGCCUCACCCAGCAGCCCUAGGUCUCCUCAGACAGCUUGUACUACUAUUUGGACGAGAUCCAAACAACGUGAUAGGUCCAGUUUUUGCAAACAUAAGCUCAGUUACCUUAAGUGGCGUCAGAGCCUGCAGAUCGGUGAAUGGAAACCUAUCAGACUGGGCGGAAUUAAUGGAAGCAUACCUUGGACUGUUAGCUCAGAUUUGCAAAAAGAACACCAGAAUGCUGUUGCAGGUCCCUGAUCAAAUUCCUGAAAUGCUACAGUGUGGAAUAGACUGUUUGCCGCUUCCGGAAACGGCGACGGUCAGGGCAGCCGGAAACUUCCUCACCCACGCCAUCAUGCAGAGCCUACACCUGCAGACAUUCAUACAGCCCAUUGGUCAGCAAUUGGUCUCCAUGAUUUUACAGUGCGUGGGAGGGGAAGUACCACGGUCUCACUUGGAACCUCACGCGGAAGUUUUGUUAGCGUUGAACAAAACGUGCGUAGAAUGGAUUGUCCAGUGGCUUCAUACCGCUUUCGACGAAAACUACGCCUUAUUUAAAAUUUCUCAACAACAAAAGCAGGAGUUUGUGAAAAGAGUUGUAAGAGAACGAACGAACAAACGGGUGUGCGAAUUAUUGCAGGAUUUCAGUUUAGAGAAUUUGGCCUCGGCAAAUAAUUGGAAUGUAAUGACGCCCAAGCAAUAAAUGAAAAGAGAAAAACGGUAUCAAGUAACUUAAUCAUAUUGGAAAUUAAUGGAAAUAAACGCUACUCUGCUCUGUGUAAAAUAUGUACUGCUGCGAAUAGAAUCGACCAGGGUAACGUUUAUCUAUUGUGUAA
This is a messenger RNA of Habropoda laboriosa, 2947 nucleotides long. RefSeq names its product importin-13 (gene cdm). Gene Ontology annotation, biological process: protein import into nucleus. The record is from RefSeq and is a predicted model, not a curated record. Gene Ontology annotation, cellular component: nuclear membrane; cytoplasm. NCBI's taxonomy places the organism in Eukaryota, Metazoa, Arthropoda, Insecta, Hymenoptera, Apidae. Gene Ontology annotation, molecular function: small GTPase binding. The transcript has 8 exons. The coding region runs from base 13 to 2814 and encodes 933 amino acids.